Messenger RNA from Annulohypoxylon truncatum, 2058 nucleotides. RefSeq lists its product as uncharacterized. The coding region runs from base 171 to 1673 and encodes 500 amino acids. The transcript has 2 exons. NCBI's taxonomy places the organism in Eukaryota, Fungi, Ascomycota, Sordariomycetes, Xylariales, Hypoxylaceae. The record is from RefSeq and is a predicted model, not a curated record.
GUCUCUACCUGAUCGCGCAUAGAUGACGCCGAGAAUCUCACGCAUCGCUAGUACUUAUAGCCGUCGUCUCCAUCCCGUCGUCUCCUUCGAUUUCUAGAAUUCCUCGUGCCAACCAACCCCAAAAAGCAGCAACCAAGAGAUCAGAGAAACACAUCCUCCUUCUCUUCGCCAUGACGCACAACCACUCUGAAAAGGGCCAUCCGGGUGCCUUCGACCUGGCACCGACACCCGUCGCUUCGACCUUGCCGUCGACCGGGCCCUCGACGGGGACGACCACCCCUUCGAUACACUCCGUCGGCAAAGGGGGAGACAACGAGAAGCAAGUCGAGAGGGUCACCGAGCGCGCCAUCCUCCCAGAGCAACUCGGUUCCGAGCUCAGCCGACAAGUCCGCCACAAGUACGCCUCCUCAUAUAGGAAAAUAUUCGGAGUCAUAUUUACGGCCAACCUGGCCGUCUUCGUCGCCUUGAUGGCAGUUAACAAGGGUAACCCCAACUCGCGAGACGUGGGUAGCGCCGCGUCCGCAAAUCUCAUGGUCAGCAUCUUGUUCCGGCAGGAGGAGUUCGUCAACCUAUGCUACGAGAUCUGCACCUGCGUCCCUCACUCGUGGCCCCUCUACAUCCGGAAGCGUCUCGCAAAGGUCUUCCACUACGGAGGUUGCCACAGCGGCGCGGGAACGGCCGCGGUAGUAUGGUAUAUCUUAUACACGAUAUUGGCGACCAAGGACUGGAUCGACGAGCCGGUCACCGACGAGCUGGUGAACAUGAUCACCAGCUGGAUCUUGGUCACCAUGUUCAUGGUCAUCCUAACCUCGGCUCACCCCGACCUGCGCCGGAAGUUUCACGACUACUUCGAGGCCUUCCACCGCUUCGCCGGCUGGACGGCCCUGACGACCUUCUGGAUCCACAACAUCUUCUCCGCCAGAGUCACCGCCAGGCAGUGGGACGCCUCUCUCGGCUACGUCCUCAUCCACUCCCCCAACUUCUGGUGCAUCUGCAUCUCGACCACGUGCACCCUCGCUUCCUGGUCUCGUCUGCGCCACCGCGUGGUGUACCCCGAGAAGCUGAGCGACCACGCCACCCGCCUGCACUUCAAGUACAGGGGCAUGGCGCCCUUCUACGGCCUCAAGAUCAGCGACAAGCCCAUGACCGAGUGGCACGCCUUCGCCACCAUCCCCGACGUCGACCCCGAGUCCGGCAAGAUCAACGGCUUCAGCGUCGUCGUCAGCAACGCCGGCGACUGGACCAAGAAGCAGAUCAUGAAGCCCAACGAGCGAAAGCUAUGGGUCCGCGGCGCUCCCCUCCACGGUCUCCUCUACACCUCCAAGCUGUUCAAGAAGAUCGUCGUCGUCGCCACCGGAUCCGGCAUCGGCCCUUGCCUGUCGCUCCUCUUCGCCGACGUCACCCCCCGCCGCGUCUUCUGGAGUACCCGAGAGCCUCACGGGACAUACGGCCCCCAAGUCGUGGCCGAGGUCAAGCGAGCAGACCCCAACGCGGUGAUCUGGAACACCCACGAGAGAGGAUACCCCGACAUCGUCCGGGAAGUCUACCAACUCGUCCACGAAUCCGACGCCGAGGCCGUCUUCAUCAUCUCCAACCCCAAGGUGACGGAGAAGGUCGUCUACGGCAUGACCACCCGCGGCAUCCCCGCUUACGGUGCUAUUUUCGACUCUUAAACGACGGCAAUGAUAAUGAACGGAUCACGACGGGGGACUGCACAUCGGCAAGUCCGCUAAACUUAUCUCUAAACUUACUAGGGAUACCAGGGAGGGUAAUGUGACAAUGUAGGGAUUAGCGCAGCAUCAAGUUUGGAUUCGGCGUGGGAUCACGACCAGGGGAGUGGCAUUGUCGACGAGAAGCUAAAGUGGAACUUUUCUUAUUGGCGGGCAGCAGAGCCGCUCCUGUAACCUUUUCACUUCGCGACGUUCUUUUCCUUGACACUUCACCCCGUUUCGUUUUCAAACUCUGCAGGAAUAUGGCUGCACAUCACGAGGACAUUGUAAAUAGAUUAUUAGAUAACGCGAAAUGCCGCUUCUCAGGUUGGACACAAGAUAUCACUAG